UCACUGCAUGUUGUACCUGCAUAACUAUAUGCAUGUGACAAAUAAAGAAUCUUGACUUGUCUGACUCAUUUCACUACUGGAAUGAUAGAGGGGUUUUAAGACUUUAGAAGUCAAUUUACCUAUUUUAAACCCAUGUUUUAGGACUCAGAAGGGAAACCAGAGUACCCGGCUGAAACCAGUGCAAAUGUAGUGAUACAAAAUGCAACAGCCAGAGUUCAUUCAAAAACUAGCAGAUAUGAUCGUAUCAGCCCUGUUCUACGCUCCCUUUGUUGGCUUCCAGGUAAGUCUCAGAUUGAUUACAAGAUCCUGCUAUUAACUUUAAAGUACUGUAUGGCCAUGCAUCAGAAUGUCUUACAGAUUUGCUAGUCUCAUACAGCCCUCCUUGCCUGCUUCCAACUCAAGGAGCGUGAUAUCAGUACUUAGAGUAGGAAGAACUACGGCAGGCUGCAGAACAUUCUCUUAUAGAGCUCCACAGCUGUGGAAUAGUCUCCUACAGAAGUGCAAGAUGUAAAGCACUUUCAGACAAUGUAAUGUUGUGAAAAUUGAAUCAAACUUAAUAGUGAUAACAAACUUUAGCAGAGCUGGGGGGCAGCUGUCAAACCCCAGCCUUGGACAUGUGAGGCCACCCUGUUACUUUGUCCACUGCAUAAACACAGCGAAGAUAUAAGUAAACCAACUGAUAUUCCUGUGAAGAUUCUCAGACAUCCAGGUGAAUCUGUCUGGUGGUUCAGUCAUGGCAACUGGACUUCUGUCUUGUUAGGUAGAAACGUUUCACUGCUCAUCCAAGCAGCUUCUUCAGUCUGAGGAAGGUUGUUAGUGAUCACAAAUUUAUCCUCCAGGAUAGUUUCAUUUCACACCAGUGGCCUUUACUACCAAGCAGGGUUAUUGGCUUAUCAGGGUAACUUGUCGGAUUUAAGGUACCACAGUUUAAAUGGACUUCAUAUUCGUUCACUUACAUUUUGCCCAGACUACCUUAAAUCCGACAAGUUACCCUGAUAAGCCAGUAACCCCGCUUAGUAGUACAGGCCCUUCCUCUGAUUAGGCUCGCUGAGUGGAACAAAAGGGAGGGGGGAAGGUGUGGGUAGAUGUAACAGUCAAAGUUAACUGUCGUUAUGAGUGGUCCACCUGGUGGGGUUGUGAAUUUGGUGUGAUUUCCUCCACCUCUGUUGAGUGCGGGGUUGUUGAUUUGCACGUGCAAAGCUUCCCUCACCUCUCUCUCAAACCACUUGUCUUCUCUAUCCAGUAUCUGUGCGUUAAUGUUUUUUCCAAGACAUACUGUCUGGGGUCUGUCUGUGAUGGGUGUGAGUGCUAUGGGGCGUUAGUGAUUCAGUGAUGAUGUUGGUGAUUUUUUUGGCAGUGGAAUAAUGGUAGUAGCACUGAAGCACGGAGGAACAAUGGCUUGUCUCAGAGAAAUGUUGUAGAUAUCUGUGAGAACAUCUGUGAGUUGGUCAGCGCAGUGCCUGAGUACACACCCUGGUAUGCUGUCGGGACCCGCAGCUUUUGGUGGGUUAACCCUGCGCAGGGUUCUCCGAACAUCACUGUGGUCGAGACAAAGUAUUUCAUCAUCCAUGACAUAUUUAAUUCUUCUGUGUGUUAAUUAUAAUCUCUGUUACGCGUGCGGCCAGGCUGAAUAUAAAAUCGGUGAUGAGUGCUGUCCUAUGUGUCACCCUGGAACUCGUGUCUACAGACAUUGUACAGCAUGGACCAGCACUUCAUGUGCUCCAUGUACAGAUUCCACAUUCAAUGACCAGCCCAGUGGUCGUGAACAGUGCAGCCCCUGUACAGUCUGUGAUGAAGACCUUGGUCUGAAAACAGUGAAGGAAUGUACACACUAUUCAGACACACAGUGUGGGGUCCUGGAAGGGCACUAUUGUAUUAAUCCUUAUAUGGGAGGGUGCAGGGCAGCCAAUAAACACACAGCCUGCAAACCUGGACAGUUCAUCAAACAGCCAGGAACAGAAUACACUGAUACAGUAUGUGAGGACUGCAGUGAUAAUUCAUACUCUGAUGGUUCUUCCAUGCCCUGCAAACCACACACAGACUGUGAAUCCAGAGGACUUCUCACAGUUAAAGCAGGAGACCAAGCAACUGAUUCCGAAUGCAAAGAGAAAAGUGACAUCGGAUUGUCAGUCGGAAUACCAGCAGCAGCAGCAAUAGCAGCAAUAGCAGUAAUAGCAGUAAAAUGCAGAAGAAGAAUAAAACCAUAUACAAGGUACGAAUAUUACAUACAUAAAUACACGAGGGUUUAUAAAAUUGUUUUUAUUGGGAAUGAACAAAAAAAGUUAAUUGUCAUUUUAAAAACUAAAGUUGGCAGUAAUCUGAAAUACUAAAUACACAAAGAAGAGAACUUGAAUGACACCAAGCUGUACUGUGAUCAUUUUUUUAAAUUAAUAUAUAUUUUUUAGGAAUCCACGAGCAGAAUGAGGUGUGUUAAAUUCCUAUUUUUUGUAUGUAUUUUUUUUCAGAAAAAUUCAUAUAAUACAUUCAACCAGCAUUUAAUAAGACCAGACUAUAUUAAUAUUAAUUACAUUCAACAUUUUGACAGGAUCAGCACUCAGAAUGUGAAGAUAUGGUACCAAACUCACCAGAAGUAUAAGAUGACUAUGUGAAAUAAACCCACAGAGGAGCCGCCUGAUACUUCUGACUGUUUCCCCUCCCCCUUCUCAGUAUUGACUUCUUCAAUAACUGCACAGUGGUUAAAUAAUCCUUGAUUUUUCUCCAGAGUAAUGUAGCAUAUACAUCCCCUCCUGGUUUUCAGGCAGUGCCAGUCAACUCAUCAGGCAACACAGGCAGCUGCCUAGGGCGCCUUCUUCUGAGGGGGUGCCGACUUAGCAACUGCAGGUCUUUGUCGAAGGUCCUGCUUACCUGACCUUUGACUCUUGGCUAAUUGCACUGUUACUUUCCAUAUUUGCCCUGGCUGGCACCUUAUUGCUCACUGCUUCCUGAUUGGCUCCUACUCUGCUUUCUCAACAUUGGCAACAGAAGUUCUGGUAACACAAAGAAGUCAGCUGAAGGGGAAAGGAACUUCUUAUGGACAUAAGUCCAGACACCUAGUGGUCUGUUAGAGGUCCUUCAUGGUCUGUAUCUGUGUGACACUGACAAACGGACAUUUUGCUAGCUGUUCAGGGGUUUGUACUGGAUGACCACAGAAAGGCUCUUCAAAUCAGAGACAGCAUUAAAAUCCCCAGCCUUAAGGACUGAGUGCUGCUCUCGGUACUGACUGGUCUUGUGUUUGUAUUAUAAUAAUUUUAGGUAAAAUUUUCUGUGACUUUAUCCAUAAAUGUAACCAUACAUUAAUGCCAUAUAAACUUAUGUACCCUGUAUAAUGUAGAAACUGUAUUUUUAUAUAAUAUGAAUCUUUCUACAGGUGAGUUUUCCUGAUUGUGUUUUGAUAACAGUCUAUAGAUUACCAGUAAUGUUAUAUGUUGCUGUCCUCACAAGUAUGGAGAGAUGGAUUCAAAUCUUGACUUCAUAUUAUGCAACUUACAAGUUCUGAUCGAAGUGAUGUUUACAGCAAUUAAAUAUUGCUUGACAUCAGAUGGGUCUGUGAAUUAUUAUACAUUUUUUUGUGAUCUUGACCUCUUUCCCAAAAUGCAUGUCAUACCCUGCAUCCCUGUUUCCAGUGAGUGCUUAAUUAGGCUGGAUUAAUCUUAGGUUGAUAUUCAAAUGUAAUUUGUCGUAUAAUUUAUUCUUUGAGAUUUUGAGCAGAGUGAGACAAUAGUGGAAAAAUAAU
Paramormyrops kingsleyae is the source of this 3733-nucleotide messenger RNA. NCBI's taxonomy places the organism in Eukaryota, Metazoa, Chordata, Actinopteri, Osteoglossiformes, Mormyridae. The record is from RefSeq and is a predicted model, not a curated record.